AUGUUUGAUGCUUACCUGAACGCGCUAAACAGUGUUGGGCAAAAACGCCAGCGCAGCCCUGCUACGUCUGGGGCCAAAACCAACCCUAUACCUACGAACUUGCCGCCAGAGGGCUCACCGCCGCAGGCGACGGAGGCAGAUCAUGAGGCGGACGAUGGCGACUCAAAAAGCUCUACUUCUUCGGAGGCCAGCGCCGUCUCCGACUUCUUCGACACGCUCACGGAGCUGUACCUGUUUUUCCGUGACGCGGACUUAUCACGCCGUGAAGUCAACAGACUGCUUAACAUAUUCCGUAACCCUCAGUUCAGUUUGAAGGAAUUACGCAAGUGGCGCAGCUACGCCGACGUGAAGCGAUGGGGGAAAGAGCGUGCGCCGCCAGAUAUGGUUCCAUGGAAAACAGAGCAUAUCGUCGUGCACGGGCCCAGAGGAAUGUCCCAAAAGCUUCUCUUGCACUUCCGCGACACAGAGCUGCUUGUGAAGAAGCUAGUCCGCAUUUUUUCGCGGAGGAAGGGUUUCGUGUGGAAGCCACAGGAGAAGUACAACGAGAAGGGGAAGCGCGUUUUCGAGGGGCCAGAAACAGGCACGUGGAUGCACGAGGCGCAGAAAGAGAUCAAGGACGACAAGGCUCUGAUUCUCGGGGUCAUCGUGUACAGCGACAGCACUCAGGCGUCGCGCAACGGGCGGCGGAAUGCGUGGCCUGUUCUGAUAUCGCUUAUUAACAUUCCGGAGGAAUUGAGGUGGUUUGAGCCGGGCCACACUCUUGCGGCAGUGUUGCCAUUCUGUCCGGAAUGGGCUAGUCCGACAGAGAAGGCCCGUGUUUUCCAGGAGGCGCUGAAGAUCAUCCUAGGACCCCUGAUGCGGGAAACCGCAAGUGCUCCUGUGAGGCACUUUAAUGUGACAGACGCCACCGGCAAUGUGGUCAAGGCGGUACCUUGCCUCUAUGGGUACCCUGGUGACUAUCCAGAGAACAGUAGGGCCUCAGCCACGCUGCAGACGGGCACUCAUCGCCCCUGCGCUAACUGCUAUGCAGAAGUGGGAGAGCUGAAACGGCUGACUGCUAAAAUAGAUCCACGCACACCUGAGCGGCAGAAGGACAUUUGCGUGCUGGCGCGGUGGAACUUUGGGAACACCACCUGGGGGAACGUCUACCUCGCAUGUUUGGCUGACAUUUUACACGUGCUGGACUCUGGUGUCUUCAUACACAUGAUGGAAGAAUACCUUUCCCCCCUGGGGAAAGUCGAGAUCCGCAUCCUGGAGAGGCGGAAGAAGGAGUUCAAAAGCGAUACUCCAAGUGUGCUGCUGCGGAUUCCUGGGGGAUCAUCAUUCUUCCUUUCUGGUGCCCACUAUGCGGCGUUCGAACAUCGUGCCAUGAUGCAAAUAAUGCCAAUCCUCAUUGCGGAUUCUAGUGCCUUGAAGAAGGGCGAGGCGGGAGAGUUGAGGGCGCUGCAGGUUAGAGCAUUCCGUUAUUACGCCCUGUUCUACAAGGCGUUUUUGGGAGUGGCGGCGCACACCCGUGCCACGCUGAAAGAGGCCAAGCAACGUGCUGUUGCUCUGCUGUUAGAACCUCUGAGCUACACAACUCAUCUUCUCGAGAACGUGGAAGCAAGGGGGAUGCCACACCACUACAGCACGGAGAUGUGGGAGCGCACUCACAAGGGGACAGUGAAGGGUCCCGUGAGGGGGAGCACCUGGGCUGACAUUCCGAGGAGAAUUGUGGAUGAGGAGAUGCAGCGGGAGAUUUACAGAGAAGUGGCGGCCGAUGCGGGAGGAGGUCGGCAGUACGUGUCAGCGCUGCGUGUGGCCGUGGAAGAGAUGGAGCCAGUGCUAACGAAGAAGUUCAGGGUCAUGCGCCUCGGAGGCACCGCGGACAAGGUGUUUGCCGAGUACGCAGCGGUAUUUGGGGAUCAGAUGGCGGGCCUACCAGGUCAGCUGCGGGAGAUGCAGUUGAACCCUGGCAGUGUGCAGACACACACAGCAGUGGCCAUACCACGUACGCAGGGUGGGGUGCUUGUGGCGAAGGGGACGUUCGUCAAGGCGUCCCCGCGAGAGAACCUGUUCUCAGAUGUGGCACUCCUGGCUCCUGAAGGCGGGGAUUGGUUUGCUAGAUGCCUAUGUAUUUUCAAGGCGUUGAACGCGGAGGGCAAGUGGACUGGGUGUGCCUACGUGAGUAUGAGCUCGGUGAAGCCCCCGUUGAAGGACAUCGUACAGAAGCUGAAAGUGCUCCCCGACGAUGUGUUUCUGUUUGUGGAGAUACCGUUUAUGCCCAGCCGGUUGCCGAAGACCAAGAUACCGGGGAGGAACGGAACCCCGUGCGACCGGAUCAUAAGUGUCGGCUUCUUGUACAAUGCGACGGGGACCUGCACCACGGUGCCCCUUGUGGUGUUGCGCCAUGACGAGCGCCCCGAACCUAGGCGCAGCGGGGAUCCUGCACCGGCGGUGAUUGUGCGCUACACGAAGAGUGGGCGCCUCACACCCGAGGUGUUUACCGAGUUUUUUCAGACGGUUGAUGGGGUGCAGCUUAGCCGUGGAAGGAAGACGGUUGUGUUCACCUACAACACGGCGCACCGCAUUACCGCGAAUGACGCGGAGACCACGGUGGAGCAUGGGCUGACUAUGGUGCAUUUCACGCACACACGCUUUGUGGACCUGACAGACGUUGUGCACUGGUCCAGUAUGCCGUUUUUGCACGGCGUGGUGGACGCUUUCAAGGCUGAGUAUCGUGUGAUACUGAUGAGACGCGCGGUGCGGUCCAAUCUGUUCCACGAGGAUUUCGAAGCGCCGUUUUCCCUGGUGAAUUACGGUGUUAUGCUGCUGUGGGUGGGCUUGGCAUGGAAGGCGCUGACGGCGGCAACGAUGCAAAGGAGCUGGUGGAGGGCGGGAUGCGUCCCGGAGUCAUGGUGGGAGCUGAUGUGGCACCUGCACGGCAUGUACUCGGCCGGCAUGUACGAUCCCCUGGUCUCUACCACGGCGGACCUCCUGGUGCUGCUACGUGAGUUCCGUGUGCGGCCGGCUAUUUAUAUGCCGGUGUCCGAUUACGUGACAUGCGAUGAGUGGUUAAUGGAGAAGGCUGGUGUGAAGUUGGUGACGCCCACGACGCCGACGUCUUCAGGGGACGAGGGCGAGAUGUGCCUGCCGGAUGGGCCUCUGAUGCGUGACGAACGAAGCCGACGACGUGCCAUCCGCAAUGUGACGAACGCGUACGUGUGUCACGCGGAGGCGCUGGGGAUUGCUCCUGCGGAGGUGGCGACUGUCGUUGGCGCCUCUGAUGGAGAGGUGGUUAGCCGCCUAAGCCGCACACCGAAGAAGCGAGCGCGCAGUUCAGGGUCGUCGGACAGUGGGUCCGUGUAG
This is a messenger RNA of Closterium sp. Yama58-4, 3348 nucleotides long. The record is from the annotation of a GenBank genome assembly. Lineage: Eukaryota; Viridiplantae; Streptophyta; Zygnematophyceae; Desmidiales; Closteriaceae.